AUGUUUCCACCACAAAAACAUACAAUGAAGACAUCCAACAAUUACCUAACCUUUUUGGCUGUUUGUUUAGUUUCGGCAAACAUUGCAUUUGUCCAUGGGGAUAUAUCAGAUCUACAAAACGAUAAAAUGAAUUGUAUUACUUGGUGUACUUUAAAUGUCCAAGAACAAUCGAAAUGUUUAAAUUUGUCUGCAGCUAUCGAUAGAGAUAGACAGAGAUUUGAGCCACAAGAUUUUAUGGAACUCGUUUGCAAGCCGGGACUUAAUAAAGAUGACUGUAUGAUGAAGUUAGAGAACAACGCAGCAGAUAUUUUGAGUUUAGACGCUGGAGAAGUAUAUGUUGGUGGCCGAUAUAAUGGUUUGAUACCAUUAAUGCAACAAAUAUUUGAAGAUGGCUCUACUGAAUAUUACUCUGUUGCUUUAAUAAAAAAGAACACUUUAGAAGACGUGUAUAACCUUGGGGAUUUGAAGGGUAAAAAGGCUUGUUUUGCUGGGGUUGGUACUCAAGCUGGAUGGAAUGUACCAAUAAAUACUCUUAUUUCUAAAGGCUAUAUGAAAAUUGUUGACUGUAAUAACCAUGUGAAAACUACUGUAGAAUUUUUUGGUCACAGUUGUGCUGUAAAUUCAUUAAGUGCCAAGUACAACCUAAUGGGUGAUAAUUCUGCCCGUUUAUGUACUCUAUGCGCCAGCAAAGUUUCUGGCCAAAAAUGUACAUCAAACGACCCAUAUGCUGGUGACGAAGGAGCGUUCAGAUGUUUAAUUGAGGCAGGUGAUAUCGCAUUUUUACGACAUACAACUGUAUUGGAAAUGUUAAAGGAUCCAUCAUUAUUCAGUAAAAUCAGAGAAGACGAUUUAGAACUAUUGUGUGUGGAUGGUUCAAGACAUUCAAUCAGUGAAUUCAAUACCUGUAAUUGGGGACCAGUGCCAACUGAUACUAUUAUGACCUCAUCUACCAAAACAUCUUCUGCUCGUAUUUCAUAUCAAAGAUGGCUACGGAAAGUAAUUGGAUUAUAUGGAAAACCAACAUCCGCACAACAGUUCACAUUUAGGGCUCCUGACAUAUACUGGGCAGGAGAAUCCAAUCAACCUCAGUCUCAAAUAAACAACAAUAUUACCAACAGUUUUGAUUUAUUUGAUUCUUCAGCUUAUGACAAUCACCACAAUCUUUUGUUACAGGACUCAACAAGAGGUUUACGACCUAUAAAUGGAACCCAACAAACAUAUACAAGUUAUUUAGGAGAAGCAAUGAACAUUAUACACGGAUUACGGUAUUGUCCUGUUUCCAAAAUGACACUCUGUGUAACGUCUGAGCCAGAAAUGGAUAAAUGUAUUAAAAUGAAGUUGGCAUUAAAAGUUCAACUUUUGGUUCCUGAAUUGCAUUGUUUCCGAGGUUACAGUCAAGUCUAUUGUAUGCAAGCCAUUAGAAAUGGAAAUGCAGAUGUUGCAGUGAUGGAUGCUGGCGAUAUUUAUACCGCUGGACUGCAUUAUGAUGAAAUACCAUUUAUCACUGAAGUGUAUGAUCUACCUGAACCAGAAUAUUAUGUUGUGGCUGUUGCAAAAGUAGAGGACCGGGAUACUGAAAUAUCAUUUUUAAAAGGUAAAAUGACAUGUCACCCGAGUUUAUAUUCUGGUGGUGGAUGGAUUAUACCAAUGGCAUUUUUGAUGAAUAAAGGGUGGAUACGAAGUUAUGGAUGUGACUCAAUAAAAGCUGCCUCUGAAUACUUUAGUAAAUCUUGUGUACCCGGUGCAUUAAGCAAUGAAUUUAACUCAGGUUUACCUUAUUAUAACCUUUGUCAACUAUGUAGAGGUUCUACUUAUCGGUACUGCAAACGUGAUUCCACUGAAGACUUUUAUGGCUACACAGGAGCCUUAAGGUGUUUGGUCGAAGGUGGUGGAAAUGUAGCUUUUGUCAAACAUACCACAGUGUAUGAGAAUGUAGGUGGAAGACGCAAACAGUUGUGGGCAAGAAAUACUUUAACUGAUGAUUUUGAACUUCUGUGUCCUGAUGGCAGAUCAUCAGUUCAUGAUUACGAGAGGUGUAGCUUGGGUAGAGUCAAAGCUAACGCUGUUAUAACUCGUGGAGGUGAAGCUUAUAAUCAUACCGAAGUGAUUGCAUUCACCAAUCUGUUAAUGGCUGCCCAGCAGUGGUAUGGCAGGAAAUCUGUUGACAAGUUUACUUUUAGCAUGUUCGAGUCACCAGAACCGUACAGUGAUCUUAUUUUCCAGGAUGCAACCCAGCAUCUUCUAUCCAUUGAUAGUUCAAUAAGACAUUAUUCCGAGUGGUUAGGGGAAAAUUUCAUGCUGGCACGUCGUCUUGUUGACUGUCGCGCACCCGGUAGUAACCUGUAA
Messenger RNA from Macrosiphum euphorbiae (potato aphid), 2346 nucleotides. NCBI's taxonomy places the organism in Eukaryota, Metazoa, Arthropoda, Insecta, Hemiptera, Aphididae. The record is from the annotation of a GenBank genome assembly.